Messenger RNA from Opisthorchis viverrini, 903 nucleotides. RefSeq lists its product as hypothetical. NCBI's taxonomy places the organism in Eukaryota, Metazoa, Platyhelminthes, Trematoda, Opisthorchiida, Opisthorchiidae. Bases 1 to 903 code for a protein of 300 amino acids. The record is from RefSeq and is a predicted model, not a curated record. The transcript is spliced from 6 exons.
AUGUCGAAUUCGGCCGACAAAUUUGUAACGAGCAAUCCUGUAAUGGUUGGUCAUACAUUUUGGUUAAAGGAACGGAUCAACGAUGUCAUCUCGUUUGAAUUUCUUGGUCCCCUGUUCAUCAUACCCCCAAUUGUUCUCUGCGGAGCUUUGAGUUCGCUUGCCACUGUCCUUAUGGGCACGCUGGUCUUCCUGUUUGUUCUCAGUGCAUCUAUCUCUGUAAUUCUGACGGCACACCAGGGCCUGGUUUCUCCAGUGGAUCUUUUCUGUAGCCAAAUACCCAGUGGGCUUAAAGUUUUCUUAUCAAAAUCUACUCCUCUUUGUCGCUUUCAUAGUAGUCCGAGAUGUUUGUACGGGAUCAUGGUGGUUACUUCGCUACUCUGGUAUGUGACUCUGAUGGUGCCUGUGAAUAUUGAAGAGAAGCUAACUGUAAUGGAGAUUGUAUCCUACCACCUCCUUCUGUAUGUCGUCUAUAGGCUCUGGAGACAAUUGAAAUCGAAGCAUCAAGACAAUAUGUUGCAUUUCGACCUUGCGGUUCCCCUUGCCAAAAGUAGGUCAUCUCCCAACUUUUGGAAAUCGUCCGUCCACGAGGAGACUUUGACGGCAACCCCCGAUACGCCUCCUUUGACAAUACCUAUCAUUGCACCAUCUCGCCUUCGUUCGCCACUCAGUCAAUGUGUCGACUCACGAGACAUACCAUGGUUUAUGGGGCUGUUAUCUGUUCAUUUGUUCUACGCGGUGUACACGGCGAAUUUGGCUCUUACUUCUGUUUGCACGCCUCUCAUGUAUCUGGACUGGUUUAUCUUGCCGAACGACUGCUCCACUGUUUAUGCCACCUUACACGGCGAAUUUGUUACUUCUGUUUGCACGCCUCUCAUGUAUCUGGACUGCGCCGAAAGUUGCUGA